CCUUGUGGGCGACCGCUGCAAAACUGGGCCGGGCCCAUAUUACCCCUCCGCUGUGAGGCCCGAGCCGCGUCGUCCUCCACUCCGGCGGCUGAGCGAGCGCCGCGCAGCGCCGCCGCAUGAACGGGACGCCGCUUCGUUCCACGCCGCCGCGCCUUCCUCCCUCCUCCGGCGAAGAGGCCGCGGAGCGCCGCCGCCGACGCCGCCGAUGAUGAUGCAACCAUCACAGCGGCCGCGCACACGGGCACGGCGAGGGCAGCGCCGCCCUCGUCCUCCUCGUCCUCCUCCUCCUCCUCCGUUGGACUCCGGUGGAUCGGCGUGGAUCGGGACCUGCGUUGAUUCCUCCUCUCGGUGGAGUAUAUUCUGUUCCAAAGAAAUGUCUGCCUCCGAAAACCAGGCCGCUGAAGCUAGCAAGGGUGAUGAUGAGAAGAUGGACCCUCCAAAGAUGAAAAUACGUAUACGUCUACCACCCAGAAAGAGAUUGUCUAAUGGCCUGCUCAAGGCAGACAUGGACGGACCUGAUGAUAGAAACAACGCCCAAAGUAGUGGAGUGCCUGUGCAAACUAAGAGCACAAUACCAAGCAAGCAGUUGACAAUCCCUGCAGCUCAGUGUUACGCAAGCAGCAUCUCCACCAGUAUACUGUGGAAUGAGGGUAAUAACAAUGCCUCGAGCCAGACACUUCCCAAUGAACCUAACUGUGACACUUCUAGCGACAAGCUACCUGAAGAAGCCAGUGACAGCAUCCCAAGCAAGAAGCUGAUAAUCAAAGCAGCUCAGCAUUACACAAGCAGCAUCUCCACAGGAGGACUGUGCAAUGAGGCUAAUAACAAUACCUCGAGCAAGACACUGACCAAUGAAUCUAAUUGUGACACUUCUAGCGACAAGCUACCUGAAGAAACCAUUGACAACAUCUCAAGCAAGGUUCUGACAAUCACUGCAGCUCAACAUCAAAUCGACAGCAUCUCCACAGGAGAACUGUGCAAUGAGGCUAAUAACAAUACCUCAAGGAAGAUUCUGACAAUCACUGCAGCUCAACAUCAAAUCGACAGCAUCUCCACAGGAGAACUGUGCAAUGAGGCUAAUAACAAUACCUCAAGCAAGAUACUUCCCAAUGAACCUAAUUGUGACAUUUCUAGUGACAAGCAACCUGAAGAAGCCAAUGAUACCAUCCCAAGCAAGAACCUGAUGAUCACUGCUGGUGUGUGUAUGGACGAUGUUAGCAAUUACUCUGCAAAAGAGGGUCUAUGUGAGGAUGCCAAUGACACUAUCCCAAGCACGAACCUGAUGAUCACUGCUGGAGUGUGGGGGCACGAUGUUAGCAAUUACUCUGCAAAAGAGGGUCUGUGUGAGGAGGCCAAUGACAUCAUCCCAAGAAAGAACCUGACAAUCGUUGAUGGAGUGUGGGAGGACGAUGUUAGUAAUUAUUCUACAAAAGAAGGCCUGUGUGAGGAGGCCAAUGACACCAUCCCAAGCAAGAACCUGAUCAUCACUGCUGGAGUGUGGGGGGACAAUGUUAGCAAUUACUCUGCAAAAGAGGGUUUGUGUGAGGAGACCAAUGACAUCAUCCCAAGAAAGAACCUGACGAUCACUGCUGGAGUGUGGGGAAACGAUGUUAGCAAUUACUCUGCGAAAGAAGGUCUGUGUGAGGAGGCCAAUGGCAAUAUCCCAAGCAACGCACAUCCUGCAACAAUUAAGGAAUUACCUGCAAAGCCUUUAGAGAGCACGCCAAGCAAGAACCUGACAACUAUUGCAAUGCUGGGUGAAGAGGAAAAUAACAACCCCCUUAGGUUGUUUCAUGAGACUGACAUCAACAUCCCCAGUAAGGUAGUAUUACCUAAAAAAUCUAAGAACAACCAAAGAAGGAACCUGGUAACCACUGCCGUCAAGUGUGAGGAGGCAAACAACGACCCCCUGAGCCGGAGGUUUUCUGAAGAUGCUAAUCGUAACAUUCCUACCAGAAACCUGUCUGAUAAGACUAAGAACAAUGCCCAAAGCAAUAGACCUACUAAUCCAGAUAGGAAGAACAACCCACAGAAGAAGCUUUCUACCACUGCAGUACAUGCUGCUCCUGCCAGAAAGAACACCUCUGAAAUCAAGAUGGCUAACUCUGAAAUGAAGCCUUCUACCUCUUUUGGCCAGGCUGCAGAACAAGGCAUCAAUCUGGCAAACUUGAAGGCCAUAAAACAGUACCAAGAAUUUGAGGAAAAGGUCAAAAGAACUGUAUAUCUUGAUUACUUCUCGCACCAAGCUACAGAGUCAGUCAUCAGAACUGCUCUGAAUCAAUUUGGGACUGUGAGAGAGAUCAAUUUUGUGGUGAACUACACCAUUCCCUUUAGCAUCCCACAGUCUGCAUUGGUCAUAAUGGAGACUGAGAAGGAUGCUGUGGCUGUGGUCAAUAUGCUCAAUGAGUUCCCUUUUAUGAUGUCUGGAAUGCCAAGGCCUGUGAGGGCAACUCGUGCUACAGCUGAGAUGUUUAAUGAUCGCCCCCGGAGACCUGGGAACAAGUUAGAGUUUCGCUGGGUGGGCCCUUCAGAUGCUGAUUAUCAUAUUGUCAAAAAGUUGAAGUUAAUGUCGAGGAGACAUGAGCUGGAUAACUUGGCAUUAGUCAAGCAUGAGCUGGAAGAAGAGCAUUUCCUUGCAAAACAUCAGGAGGAGAUUUUGAAUUGCAAUCAGAGGAAGCUUGAAGUUAUGGACUCCAUCAUGUUGACCGGCAAGUUUACCCACUUGCAACACAUUUAUAGCGUCAAGGUGGAUGAAGUGUUUUGUAACAAAUGGCUCGUGUAAUUAGCCCCGUUCUCCACACAGCACGGGUACCUUAUUGGAUUGGUUCAAUGUUUGUGAACUGACGUCAAGGGUUUCGCAGAAUUUGAAACGCUUCUGAAAUUUGGACUUCAAAGUAGGAGAGCAAAUCUGUCUUCAAUUGCUUGUAUUUGACAUUGGACAAUUAAAGAACUCUCUAUGGAUGGAAAUUUAUUUGUCCUUAGAAAGUUGAUGCAGAAAGUAACGAAAGUAGCUGAACUUUGAGAUUUGGUGACUAUUCUUAACUUGAAAUGAACUUGAAAUCUGUACAUUUUUAUUCGCUAUGAACUUCAUUGCCUCUUGUCAAA
Molecule: messenger RNA, 3105 nt
Organism: Oryza sativa Japonica Group (Japanese rice)
Lineage: Eukaryota; Viridiplantae; Streptophyta; Magnoliopsida; Poales; Poaceae
Molecular function (GO): RNA binding
Source: RefSeq, a predicted model, not a curated record